Molecule: messenger RNA, 2689 nt
Organism: Procambarus clarkii (red swamp crayfish)
Lineage: Eukaryota; Metazoa; Arthropoda; Malacostraca; Decapoda; Cambaridae
Source: RefSeq, a predicted model, not a curated record
AUGAAAGUAGUAGAAGUUAUUGUUUUUGUUAUAUGCUCCAUCAGCAACAUAGACGACGGGGAGUACAAGUGCCGGGACGGGUCGUUCCCUGAGAUACGGAACAAGGUGAUCUCUGGCGUGGUGGGCGCAGCAUCCUCUGUCACCUCCAUCCAGGUGGCCAACCUCCUCAGGCUCUUCAAGAUCCCACAGGUGAGCUUCUUCUCGACCUCCCCGGAGCUGAGCAACAAGCAGAGGUUCGAGUACUUCUCGCGGACCAUCCCGUCCGACCACUACCAGGUCAAGGCCAUGGUGGAGAUCGUCAAGCUGCUGGGCUGGUCCUACAUCUCCAUCAUCUACGAGGAGUCCAACUACGGCAUCAAGGCGUUCGAGGAGCUGGAGGACUUGCUGGCCCUCAACAACAUCUGCAUCGCCGUCAAGGAGAAGCUGGUGAAGGACUCCGGCGUGGCCGAAGAGGCAGCCUACGACUACAUCGUGCAGCGGCUCCUGCUCAAGCACAGCGCCAGAGGAGUGAUCAUCUUCGGGUCGGACCAGGAGGUGGCGGGCGUGAUGCGAGCCGUCAGGAGAAACAACGCUACCGGAACCUUCUCGUGGAUCGGGUCCGAUGGGUGGUCGGCCCGCUCCCUCGUGUCCUCAGGCAACGAACUGGAGGUCGAGGGAACACUCUCCGUGCAGCCUCAAGCCAACCCAGUCCGGGGGUUCGACCAGUACUUUCUGAGCCUCACUGUCGAGAAGAACACCAGGAACCCAUGGUUCGUCGAGUACUGGGAGGACCACUUCAAGUGCCGGUACCCCGGGGGUCAACGGACGCCCUACAACGGGGACUACGCCAGCCUGUGUACUGGCCAGGAGAAGCUUACCGAGAAGAACACCCAGUUCGAGGCCCAGCUCCAGUUCGUGUCGGACGCGGUUAUGGCGUUUGGUUACGCCUUCAGGGACAUGCACAAGGAGCUGUGUGGGGGGCGGGCCGGCCUCUGUCACCUCAUGGACCCAAUCAACGGGGAACAGCUUCUCUUCUACCUCAGAAAGGUGGUCUUUAUCGGUCUGAGCGGGGACAGGUUCAAGUUCGACAGGCAGGGAGACGGGCCAGCGCGCUACAAUAUCAUUCACUUCAAGCAGGUGAUGCGAGGCCGAUAUGAUUGGGUGACCGUCGGCCAGUACGUCGAGGGCGAGCUCAAACUCAACAUGAGCGCUCUGCAGUUCAAGUUGAGAGACCCAUCACCGCCCUCCAGCGUGUGUUCUUUACCUUGUCUUACUGGUCAAGCCAAGAAGUACGUCGAGGGUGAAUCUUGCUGCUGGCACUGUUUCAACUGUUCCACCUACCAGAUCGUGAACCCUCUGGAUGAGACCCAGUGUUUGACCUGCUCCUGGGGCACGCUCCCGUCACCCGACCACCUGCACUGUAAUCCCAUACCUGAGGCGUACAUCCGGCCGGACUCGUGGUGGGCCAUCGGGGCGAUGCUUUUCUCCUCCCUGGGCGUGGUGAUGACUGGCGUAGUGGUGUGGGUCUUCGUCCGCCACAACGACACUCCCGUGGUUCGAGCUUCGGGCCGGGAGCUCUCGUACGUCCUCCUUUCAGGCGUCUUCCUCUGCUACGCCAUCACCUUCAUCUUCGUCUUGAAGCCGUCGGCGGUGGUGUGUGGGGUGCAGAGGUUUGGUCUGGGGUUCUGCUUCGCCGUGGUCUACAGCGCCCUCCUCACCAAGACCAACCGUAUCUCAAGGAUUUUCAACGCGGGGAACAAGACCACGAAGCGACCCUCGUUCAUCCCGAGAUCACAGCUUUGUAUCUGCUUUUGCACCAUCUCCGUGCAGGUGGUGAUCACAGGGGUGUGGUGGGUGGUGUCCCCCCCAAGAGCCAUCCACUACUACCUGGUAAGAGAGGACAACUUCCUGGUGUGCGCUGCCUCCAUCAACGCCUCCUACAUGAUAGCCUUCGCCUACCCCAUAGGGCUGAUCGUGGUGUGCACCGUCUACGCCGUUCUCACCCGCAAGAUCCCCGAGGCAUUCAACGAGAGUAAACACAUCGGCUUCACCAUGUACACAACGUGUAUCAUCUGGCUGGCCUUCGUCCCCAUAUACUUCUCGACUGCCAACAAUGUGGAGCUAAGAAUCACCACCACCUCGGUCACCAUCUCACUCUCAGCCACGGUGGCGCUCGUCUGCCUCUUCACGCCCAAGCUCUACAUCAUCCUCAUACGACCGGAGAGAAACGUCCGCCAGUCUAUGAUGAGCAGCUCCAGGUACUCCACCAUUAAACGCAACAUGUCAGAGUCCUCGCAACGGGUCGACUCUGCCACUCAGAGUGAAGACUACGAGCUCAAGGAGAAGCUGAAGAGCUUGGAGUAUGGAACACAACGGUCCAGGUCCUUGGCGGCGUCCACUCAAACCUGCCCGGCUUCCUGCGUCCUUCCCCAUCAUAGAUGUCCGCUAGCCUCCAGGUUAAGCUUGCCAGCUUCCACAGGAAGUGUUAAAGCUUGCAAAGGCAGCGUUCCAGCUUUCAUGGGCAGCGUUAAAACUUGUAAAGGCAGCCUUAAAGCUCCGACGGAAGGCAUUCCAGCUCCCAGUGAAGGCAUUCCAGCUCCCCCAGACGGCGUUAAGGGUUCCAGCGGCAGCAUUCUAGUCUCCAGGGGCACUGCAUCAACCACCAACGGCCCCAUACAAGACGUUCCUGAUGUUCAGCUUUAGGACCCGA